AUGAAUUUAUUUUUCUAACUAAAGUAGUCUGUGAAACUAACACCAUAUCAUGUUUUCGAAUUUUGUAUAUUCAGUAUUUCAAUCCAUCAAUUUAAUUACAUGCAAAAUAUCAAUCUAAUUCAAAUAUAAACACAAAUUCCCAGAUCUAUUGCAAUUGAAUAUAGUAUAUUUAUUCUGCUGGACCCUAUUUGUAUACUCCUCGUAGAUUUUAAAUUUCACAAAAAAUUAUAGAUUAAGUAUUACUAUUUAUUUUAAGGUCUUUUCAAUAACAUCUAAUUGAUAAUUUUGGGUUAGGAAUAAAAAUAUUAGUCAUUUUAGUAAUCUUUAAAAAUUACACUUAAAAUUUUAUUUUAUUUUCUGUUUUAUUUUUGAUCAAUAAUGUCUUACAACGUGAAUCCUUUGGCUGGAACUGCUCAUUUGCUUGAUGAAUUGGACAAGAAACUUAUGGUGCUGCUACGUGAUGGAAGGACACUUAUUGGGUACCUGCGCUGUGUCGACCAAUUUGCAAAUUUAGUCUUACACAAGACAAUUGAGAGAAUACAUGUGGGUAAAGAGUAUGGAGAUAUACCAAGAGGCAUAUUUAUUGUGAGAGGUGAAAAUGUUGUCCUUCUAGGUGAAAUUGAUAAAGAUAAAGAAGAUAAUUUACCUUUAACCGAAGUGUCUGUGGAUGAUAUUCUAGAUGCACAGAGAAGAGAACAAGAUGCUAAAAUUGACCAACAGAAAUUACUGUCUAAAGCAUUGAAAGAGAGAGGUCUUAACUUAUUGGCUGAUUUAGGGCAUGAUGAUAUGUUUUAAUUAGAUAUCACUAUUACAAGUGAAAAUCCAGACAGACCACUGACUUCU
Molecule: messenger RNA, 843 nt
Organism: Achroia grisella
Lineage: Eukaryota; Metazoa; Arthropoda; Insecta; Lepidoptera; Pyralidae
Gene: LSm1
Product: U6 snRNA-associated Sm-like protein LSm1
Exons: 3
Coding region: 379-795 (138 amino acids)
Biological process (GO): deadenylation-dependent decapping of nuclear-transcribed mRNA
Cellular component (GO): Lsm1-7-Pat1 complex; P-body
Molecular function (GO): RNA cap binding
Source: RefSeq, a predicted model, not a curated record